Messenger RNA from Lycium ferocissimum, 1980 nucleotides. RefSeq names its product TATA box-binding protein-associated factor RNA polymerase I subunit B-like. Gene Ontology annotation, molecular function: RNA polymerase I core promoter sequence-specific DNA binding. The record is from RefSeq and is a predicted model, not a curated record. Gene Ontology annotation, biological process: RNA polymerase I preinitiation complex assembly; nucleolar large rRNA transcription by RNA polymerase I. The transcript is spliced from 4 exons. Bases 1 to 1956 code for a protein of 651 amino acids. Gene Ontology annotation, cellular component: RNA polymerase transcription factor SL1 complex; RNA polymerase I core factor complex. Lineage: Eukaryota; Viridiplantae; Streptophyta; Magnoliopsida; Solanales; Solanaceae.
AUGACAGAGAAUACUCGAAGGUUCUGUGAGGUUUGUUCUAAUAAAUCCUUUGAUGAUGGUGGUGAUGGAUUCUUCUAUUGCACUCGUUGUGGCUCUCAAGUGAAUGACAUCAUUGACACUGGUGUUGAUGAGGAUGACCUAUUCAAUCCAGAGGGAAUAUACUCUGCCAGUCAGCGCCGUAAAUAUACUAACGUCAGUCAACCUGAACCCCUAUCUCAGGUAAAACUCUCCCAGCAUUUGGAAACCCAAGAUGACUAUGACGAGCAUAAUGGAGAUGAUGGAGUGGUGCCUGCUGAGCCUAGUGAUUUUGGAUCGUCUCAAAUCUCUUUGACUUAUAAAGACUAUUAUUCAGGUAUCCGGUUAAGGUACAUUAUGGGGGUACAAGUUAUGAUCCAAUUGCAGUGCAAAGCUCUGGUGGAGAAAUUUAACGUAAGCCCUCUGAUCGUUGGGCUUGUUGGGCCUAUUUGGUUGAGACUCUUGGCACAUGAAAAGAUUAUGAAUGAUGAGUGGGCGGACAAUGUCAUUCACGAAUCAGAGUCUCAAACUCAAGGUGAAAUAGAACUUUCUCAGCCAACUGGAAGCAAUAAAACAGAACCUCACAAUUUACUUGGAAAGCGGGCAGUAACCAUAUGGCAUAAAUCUUUGAGCAGCAUGAUUCCGUUACCUUGUUCUUUGGCUAUCUCUUUUCUUGUCUGUCACGUGUCAAGGGAAGCAAUCUUGCCAACAGACAUAUUGAAGUGGACGUUAGAAGGAAAGCUCCCAUAUUUUUCGGCUUUUCUUGAAAUAGAAAAGCAGCUGGGACCUCCUUCAAGGUCCUGCCCUAUCAGUACCAGUCGCAUGUUCAGGCCUAUCAAAACUAUUACCUUGCAAAAGUUAGAGUCCCUUGCUGCCUCCAUCGCCAGGAAAAUAGGCUUGGAAUUGCCUUCAGUCAACUUCCAUGCUAUAGCUUCCCGUUAUCUCAAGCACUUAUCGCUUCCUGUUGAGAAAAUUAUUCCUCAGGCAUGCCAAGUGUAUGAGUGGUCUAUGCCUCCGGAGUUGUAUUUAUCAGAUAACAAGCUCAGGCUGCCGUCUCGUGUUUGCGUGAUGUCUAUACUGAUUGUGACAAUGAGGAUUCUUUAUGACCUAAAUGGCGGAAAAUGGGAAUUGAUUUCAUCUCGUUCCAAUAAUUUAGUGUCUACGGAUGAAGACGAUUCUUCUUCAUGUGAUCCAGAUCCUCAUGAUAGUACAUCAGAUAUGAAUAAAUCCAAUUUUGAUGCUUUGAAACUCUUGAAGAUUCUUGAAGAAAAAUACAGUGAGCUCAGUGAUACAUAUGAUUUUUCAAAAGAUUUACAAUCUUAUCUUCUGUACUGCAAAGAUGUGGUUUUUGCUGGACUAGAGCCUGCUUAUGACGAUCAUGAAGAAGAAAGGAUAAUAGAAGAUUUAUGGGACUUCUAUCAAAGCCAUAAGGCUGGCAAAGCAUCAGAAAAUGGGAAAACAGACUCCCACACUUGUAACGGUUUUCACCAUAGCGGAUCCAGACAUGGCUGCAGCAGCAGACGGAAAGAAAGGGAGAACUUUAGGGAUGACGGAUGCAAAUGCAAAAUGUCAAGGGAUGAUGGUGAUUCAAAUGCUGUUAAUUGCUCACAAUGCGGCUUGGAGGAAACGGCGUUGAGCCAGCUGAAAGAGGAUAUGAAAGAGAAUCGAUUUGUUUAUAUACCACCGAGGAAAAAUGUGAAGAAGAAAGACGGCUACAUCAGAUACGCUAGAAAGAGAGACGGGGCUUUUCUUUACGCUGUGCAUGCUGAUUAUUACAUAUUACUUCGAUCUUGUGCUAAGGUUGCACAAGUUGAUGUUAGGACUAUGCAUGUUGGAGUAUUGACUUUUGAGAGAAGAUUGGAAACGCUAGAAAGAAGAAUAGAUUUUUGCUUAUGUAAGAGACUUCCCGAUGAUUUCUGUGAAUUUUGUCGCAAUGAGUAAUGACAUUCAUCAUUUUUUAUCCAA